CAAGGCACACGAGAGAUUUCCCCCACGACAUCAGCGGUGUGUGACUUUGAUCAUCAAAAACAAAUGAUGCGCGCGUGUGCUAAAGAGGCAGAGGGGAGAGGGUUUGGGGUCUAAAGAUUAAUAUUAUCACGUGUAUUACUGCACAGUACAAGCCAUGUUGCUUAACGACUGUAACAGACGAGGGGGGAAAGUUGUCGCUGUUGUUGUAGAACAUUCCCCGCCUCCUGAAUGAAAAUACGUGAACCUUUUUUCCACGCCUUCAAAAACAAGCAAAAUACCAAGAAAUACGAGGUUUUCACCGGAUGAGUGUUUGCUUUCUGCUCCUAACCCAAGACAAAAACGGCCGUGAUGAGCUAUGCGUCUGAUAAAAUGCUGGCUGAAAGCAGUAUUGUCAGAGGUGAUCUGCCCAGGUGAGGUGGCGUGGUGCUGACAGAUAUGGAGGUGGGAAGUCUGCCUGUUGAGCUUUGGCGCCUCAUUCUAGCAUACCUGCCUCUGCCAGAUCUGGGUCGAUGCUGUCUGGUGUGCAGAGCCUGGCGGGAACUCAUUUUGAGUUUGGACAGCACACGUUGGCGCCAGCUCUGUCUAGGAUGCCCUGAAUGUCGCCACCCAAACUGGCCCCGUCGCCCCCACCUGCCCCCGGUCUCCUGGAGAGAGGCUCUCCAUCAGCAUGCUCUUGCCAGCCGUACCUGGACCCAGAACGGCUCAGACCUCCACUCGUCUGCCUGCCUCCAUCUUUUCCGCCGGAGGAAAGACCGCAGGGUUUGGCAUGUUGGGACCGUGGCAGGAGGCGGCUAUGAGACUCUCAGGGGAGCGUUGGCGGCUGCAGGGCCAUACGAUAAGUUGGUGCUCCACGCGGGUGUGUACGAGGAACAGGCGGAGGUGUCCCUCAAGGUGCCUGUGGAGAUUGUAGGAAUGGGCAAGCUGGGGGAUGUGUCGUUAUUGGUGAGCUUUGAUCAACAGUGCCCGACAACGAGGCUGUGCAAUCUGGUGUUCAUGCCAGCGUGGUUUUCACCUGUGGUUUAUAAGACGUCUUCUGGUCAUGUCCAGUUGGACAACUGUAACUUUGAGGGCUGUCAGAUUCACAUCCGGGGUCCAGGGACAUGUCAGGCUCGUUUUUGCUCCUUCGCCCAGGGCAGCUCGGCCCAUUUCCUGGGGGUGGCCAUCAGUUUAAUGGACAGCUGUGAAUUCUCAGGGGGAGAUUCUGCCUCUGUCACUGUGGAAGGUGCUCCGGUCUCUGAACGCAACUGGGCCUUCAAACACCUGGUCGCCUUGGCCAAGACCUUCACCAUGAUGACUAGUAAUGGGUCAACUGAAAUAUCAAAUCAGAGUGGAAAAGACAGUAUGGGUGCUGGAAGUCAUGGAAACAAACCCUUGGAAGGAGUAAACACAAUGGAGGACUGGAGUAAACAGGAAGUAGAUUGGGAAACAAACUGGGCAAAACAGAAAUGUAGAGACAGUCUCCUUCCAGGUCAGGAUGGUACAAUGAUUGAGGAGGAUGGCAUGGAAACUUCAAGUGUGUCAAGUGAGGAAGAUGACGAGCAAGACGGCGUGAAAAGCACAUGCUUAAAACUUUCAUAUGACCAACACGGACUAGCGCAUCUCUCCAAAGCGGAUAUGCCCGAUUCUUCUGCAUUUCCUGCACUGUUGAGUCUGUCUGCAGAGCUACAGAGGGAUGCAGAGGCGCGGGAUUUGGCUGCAUCGGUUCAAGGCUGUCUGCUGCGUCGCUGUCUGCUGCGUGAUGGAAAAGGUGGUGUUCACCUGUGCAAUCAUGGUCAAGCUCGACUGGAGGCCAAUGUGUUCAGAGGACUCAACUAUGCAGUGCGCUGCAUCCAGAAUGCCAAAAUGGUGAUGUUGCGUAAUGAAGUGUGUGGGUGCAAGGCGUCUGGUGUGUUCCUGCGACUCUCUGCUCAAGGUCUCAUUGCUGAGAACAACAUUCAUUCCAAUGGAGAAGCGGGACUAGACAUCCGCAAAGGGGCUAAUCCUAUCAUACUGUGUAAUAGAAUCCACAGUGGCUUGCGUUCCGGGAUCGUUGUCCUGGGCAACGGAAGAGGUUCUAUCCGCAGCAACCAGAUCUAUGGCAACAAGGAAGCCGGCGUGUACAUUCUUUUUAAUGGCAAUCCUGUUGUCAGUGGAAAUCACAUUUUUCAGGGCCUUGCAGCAGGCAUUGCCGUCAAUGAGAAUGGAAGAGGACUGAUCACUGAGAAUGUUAUUAGGCAGAAUCAGUGGGGCGGUGCUGAUAUCCGUCGAGGAGGUGAUCCAGUCCUGCGCAAUAACUUCAUCUGUUAUGGCUACUCAGACGGGGUGGUGGUGGGAGAGAGAGGGAGGGGCCUCAUUGACGGCAACCACAUAUACGGCAACAGAGGCUGUGGGGUAUGGGUAAUGUCAUCUAGUCUACCUCAGCUCAUUGGAAACCAUAUUACCCAUAACCGCAUGUAUGGGUUGGCCGUAUUCUGCCGGAAGGACACAGAUUCUGCCGUGGGCCGAGAGGGCUAUCGCUCUUUACAGGAAAGAGAGAGAGGAAUCGGGGUUGGAGAGAGGGACAGAGGAGGGCCAGAGAACUUCAAUGAGGAAGGAGAACUGAUGGCAUGGGAAAGUGACAUCGAUAGCGAAGAUGAACGCUUUUCCUCCCGACGGCCAAUCACAGUGGCCCUAGUGGAAAACAACUGCAUUAGCCACAAUGGAGCUGUUGGAGUGUAUGUGAAGAGCAGUGAGCCUCUGAACGUGGUGGCCAACAUGGUGAAGAAUAACACAGGAGCCGGCGUGUCGGUCAUUCAGAGCACUCAGCUAACACGUUUAGUUGGAAACUGUGUCCUCUGUAAUGGCUGGACGGGAGUAACUGUGGACGGAGAGUGUCGAGUCGAGCUGCGCGGCAAUGGCGUUUAUGGCAAUAACUGUCACGGUGUCUGCUUUCGAGGCGAUGGGCUGAUUGUGGAAAAUGAUGUGGUCGGAAAUAAUGCGGUUGGAAUUCGAGUGAUGGACAAUGCAGAUGUUAAAGUAUUGAGGAAUCGUGUUCAGGCGUUGCGGGGUUAUGGGAUUUCUGUCAAGGAGCGGGUCCGAGGUGUAGUUCAGGAAAACCUGGUUUAUCAAGGCCACCCCACAAGUACUAAAACCCCCAUACGGACAAACACACAGAACCUGGAGUGUGUUGUACUUAACAACUCUCUGCUCACACCCAGAUCACAAGCACUCUGGGCUUUGGAGAAUCCACCUCCUCGUCCCCACAGUAGUAACCCUUCUAGCGUCACCCCCUCCACACUUCCUGCUCACCUUGCCAUCACCAUGACAAACAGAAUCACUGCUUCUGUAGAAAGCGGUUGCCAUAACAACGGCAGCAUCUUUUGCUCGAUUUUAUGAGGUACGUAGUUCCCGGCUCAACAACAUCAGAUGGAAAUUCAUCAGAUGUCACCUCAAUGUGAACCCUGGGUGAAGAAGGACAUAGAAGAGGUCAAGGCACUGCUUCGACAUGAUGAAAAAUCGGAUUAAGCUACAAGCACUUGACGUUCAAAUAACCAAAAGUAGGUUGUUUAGUGGUCAGAUAAUCAAACUAUGAAGGAUUAAGACCACUUUUUUGAUCUGAAAUGAAUCAUUCCACUCAAUCGAAAUGGAAGUGAAGCUGGUCUGGGAUCAGUGUUUAUGAGCAACUUACUGGAGUUUGCAUUUUAUCACGUACCUGAAAUCUGGUUGGCUACCAAUCCAGCUGAAAGCCCGUUCAAUACAGGACGGUUUACUGAGACAAAACUAUACAUGAAUUACUGGAAGCUUCUAUUCAACAAAAUCUUCUGUGAAUCAAUAAGACACAUGGAUUUAAUUGUCCAAUGAACCUACAGCCUAUUAUCAUUUCAGACAUUCACACCAAGUCAGGAGGGAGAAAGAGACACAAGGGAAGUAGAAGAGAGAGACAUGUCACAUGGCUUACGCUCUCUAUCUUCCCAAAAGACCAGAACCAGUGCUGAAAAUAGAAGAUAAACAAAUUCAGUGCACCGCGGGAAUUGUAGUCCCGCUGGCUUCUGCUGAGAUUCUGUAAUGGACAAGAGCAAAGCAGCCAAUCACAAGCUGGCAGAAUCUGUUUCAUCACAUCAAGUGGCAAUAUUCAACCUUCCUCUAAAAACAAUCCAGUUUUAUGUACAUGUGCACAUUAUUGAAGCGGUCUGUUCUUGUGUGACCUGGCAGUCCAGCCCAAACCGGCUGAAUAGAAAGGUUUGAAGAUUUUUCAAGAAAAAGACAAUUUAAACACCCCAAAGGAAUAGUCAGACCUAAAUAUGUUGUCAUCAGUACCCUCAUGCCAUACUAAACCAGUGACUUUUCUUCUGUGGAACACAAAAGAAGAUACUCGUAUUGUUAAUUAAACCGUUUCAGUUCCCAUUCACUUCCAUUGUAUGGACAAAAUUCAAUGAAGUUUGAUGAGAUAUCAACAUUCUUCAAAAUAUCUUCUUUUGUGUUCAGGAGAAGAAUUACAUACAGGUUUGGAACAACAUGAGAGUGAGAAGAUGAUGAAAUAUAUAUAUAAUAACUAUCCCUUUAAAUGUGAUUUAAAAGGCCUAUCAAUUAAUAAUUUAUUUUGAACUGUAUAGCAGUGAUGAGCUUUACUGACAUGAUAUGCAAUGGCCGCUAUUAUAGCUGUUUUACUAUUUUGCCAACAAGAAGCAAGAUUAUCACAGGUUUACAGCUAAACAGAACCGUAUGAAAACCCUUUUAAAAAACCUUUGUAGGUAAGAAAACUAACAAGAGACUAAUGAUGAAUUGUAACUUUAGUCAGUCUUCAGGUAGUUAUCCUAAAGUAGUCACAGGGCUUGAAACUGGUUGGAUUUCUUAAGAGACCUUGGCUGUGUUCAGAAUGGAAUACUAGCUUACUAUUUACUGAACACUGCACAGUAUAUACUGUUCAUUUCUGAUUCUUUUUUAAAGAUGCUAAAACAGUAGGUAUCAUUCUGAAUCUACUAACACUGUUAUCAUAUGACCUCAUCGCAUGUGAGGUGUCAACUUCAAUAUUCAAGGUUAUUUUGCAGUAAAAAAUAAAAAUAAAAGUGUAAAUAGUGUAUUGGGUAUCCUGAACAUUUGCAGUCUUUGCACCAAAUACAUACUUCAGGAAUAGUAUGAAAGUAUGCCAUUAUGAACAUAGCCCAUUAAUAAAAUUAGGGAUCUUGUAAUGUGAUUUCUUCCCAGAAUACUAGACAUUAUUUUUUGAAAGAUAGCCGUCUUAUGUUAGAUUUACAGCAGGCUGUUAUUAUUUUUGUAAUGUUUUCAUACCAACUGCUGGUUUGAUUCAUAAAGUGCAAUAUGUAUCUACUAAAAUGUGCCUAUUUUUACAGUAUGGUUUUUAUACUUAUUGUGCAGUACAAAUAUAAUCGCUAUCAUAGCAAAUUGCCUAAUUUCUG
This is a messenger RNA of Cyprinus carpio (common carp), 5375 nucleotides long. RefSeq names its product F-box only protein 10. Gene Ontology annotation, molecular function: protein binding. Gene Ontology annotation, biological process: regulation of apoptotic process; protein ubiquitination; ubiquitin-dependent protein catabolic process. Lineage: Eukaryota; Metazoa; Chordata; Actinopteri; Cypriniformes; Cyprinidae. The record is from RefSeq and is a predicted model, not a curated record.